UCCGUCGACAGAGGGAGCCACCUGACCUGAUCCACAGGCGCGCCGCGGCCAAGCCGCCCGGAUGUGUGGUUCUCCCGGCGCCCCUCGAUUCCCUCGUCCCCACCCACUGCUGCUGCUCUCCUCUCCCCGUCGACGACAACGCCAGCCUCUCCACUUCUCCUCCGCUCACUCUCAAGAGUCUUAAACCCUCACUCCUCUCCUUCCACCACCUCCGGAGCUCCACACGCUAUCUCUGUCAGGCAUGGCGCCUUCCGCGACCUGCCCUCUCCACUCCAUGGCAUCCGUCUCCCGCGCUCUCCGCCCGCGGCCGCGCCUCGCCGCUCCUCGUCUCGGAUGCGGACUGAGAGUUGGGUGCUCUGUGCCGGCAUAUGGAAGUGCUGCCACGGAGAAGACCGAGUGGGGAUUGGCCAUUGCGCCCGCACCGUCGACCACUCUUGUUCCGGUUGUCAGGAGCCGUCAAAUUUUCUGCAAGGCAGAAGCUAACAUUUCUAGUAACCUGCCAGCGAGCGGGCCUACUGGAGCAAGCCAGUACGAGAAAAUAGUUGAGCUACUCACCACUCUUUUCCCUGUCUGGGUCAUAUUAGGUACAGUUAUUGGCAUCUACAAGCCGUCAAUGGUCACCUGGUUGGAGACUGAUCUUUUUACUCUGGGCCUAGGAUUCCUAAUGCUGUCAAUGGGACUAACAUUGACAUUUGAAGAUUUCAGGAGAUGUUUAAGGAAUCCAUGGACAGUUGGUGUGGGAUUUCUUGCGCAAUAUUUGAUCAAACCUAUGCUAGGAUAUGCUAUCGCAUUGACAUUGAAGUUAUCUGCUCCUCUUGCAACUGGUCUUAUUUUGGUCUCAUGUUGUCCUGGUGGUCAAGCAUCAAAUGUUGCAACUUACAUAUCCAAAGGAAAUGUGGCACUUUCAGUUCUUAUGACCACUUGCUCGACUAUUGGUGCUAUAGCGAUGACACCACUCCUUACUAAACUCCUUGCUGGUCAAUUAGUCCCUGUUGAUGCUGCAGGCUUGGCCAUCAGUACUUUUCAGGUUGUUUUAGUACCGACUAUCGUUGGAGUAUUGGCACAUGAGUAUUUUCCCAAGUUUACCGAGCGGAUUAUCUCCAUAACACCACUGAUAGGGGUCAUCCUCACCACCUUGCUUUGUGCUAGCCCUAUUGGGCAAGUUGCAGAAGUGUUGAAAACUCAAGGUGCUCAACUUAUUCUCCCUGUUGCUCUGCUGCAUGCUGUUGCAUUCGCUCUUGGCUAUUGGAUGUCGAAAUGGUCUUCUUUUGGGGAAUCAACUUCUAGAACCAUCUCAAUUGAGUGUGGAAUGCAGAGUUCUGCACUUGGAUUUUUACUUGCCCAAAAGCACUUCACAAACCCUCUUGUUGCUGUUCCUUCUGCUGUCAGUGUUGUGUGCAUGGCGCUCGGAGGCAGUGCUCUCGCAGUUUUCUGGAGAAACAGAGGCCUUCCAGCAGAUGACAAGGACGAUUUCAAGGAAUGAAUGAAGCAAAAAUGAUGCUAUGCCCCAGCUUCUAGUCGUUACCUUGUUUUAGUUGAGCGUCAGAGCAUUUUUCAUGUCCCCAUAUUUUAGGUGUGGAAAACAGGAUAAGGGCGUUUGUUUACUUUAGAUAAUUGAUUAUUGGUUGGAGGACCCUUGUUAAUGAUUUAGGUACGGGUUGCACUUAAGUUUGCCGUGUAAUGUAUUUUUCAUCUUCUAAAUAAGCUGCUGCUUCUGGACAAAGCGGUAAUUCGUUUAUAUAUAGGGUGCUGUGUAGUAUGUCA
Molecule: messenger RNA, 1764 nt
Organism: Hordeum vulgare subsp. vulgare (domesticated barley)
Lineage: Eukaryota; Viridiplantae; Streptophyta; Magnoliopsida; Poales; Poaceae
Product: probable sodium/metabolite cotransporter BASS2, chloroplastic
Exons: 13
Coding region: 242-1483 (413 amino acids)
Cellular component (GO): membrane
Source: RefSeq, a predicted model, not a curated record